ACUGUGGGAGUUUUGGCUAAAUAACCUUUAUAAUGAAAAGAGGGAACAUUCAGGCUUUUCAGGAUGAGUUCAGUGGAACAGGCCCCAAGAACAGAUUCCAGUCUUGAUGCCACUGAAAUUGCUUCUGCUGCAGAAGAUGAACUGCCAGAUUCUAAUAUUUGUUUCUGCUACGAAAGGAUACUCUGUAUACAGCAAGCAAAAGUAGAUCACAGUGAAAAUGAAAAUGAAGAGAUUGCAGCGCCUCGGUGCCAUUUUUUAAUCCCACUAAGGCUGCUUCCUUUUAUCCUUGCCUUAUUUCUCACUUUAAUCAUAGCAACAGCCAUUGCCUUGAGUGUUUAUUUCAAUUGCAGUGGGAGGUUUCAGUGCAGAUCUUCCUUUAAAUGUAUUGAUCAAACAGCAAGGUGUGAUGGCGUCUUCAAUUGCAAAGAUGGAGAAGAUGAGUACAGAUGUGUCAGACUGAGCGGCAAAAGGGCUGUGCUGCAGGUGUUCAGUUUUGGAACCUGGCGGACUGUGUGUUCCGAUGGCUGGAAAGACAACUAUGGGAAUGUUACAUGUAAAUACUUAGGAUUUUCAAGUUUUGUAAGCUCAUCUGGCUUCCCAGUGGCUGCCAUUGAGAAUGAGUUCCAGAAAUAUUUUGUAACUGCAAAUCGUUGGUUAUCAGCUGAUCAACUAACAUCACCACAGAAUGCUACUGAUUUACGAGAAGAAUGUAUUUCAGGCAAUGUAAUUGUCUUAAAAUGUUUAGCAUGUGGUACCAGGAUCUGGUACUCUCCACGUAUUGUCGGUGGAAAUGUGUCCCUGCUCCAGCAAUGGCCAUGGCAAGCCAGCCUGCAGUUUCAAGGAUAUCAUUUGUGUGGGGGGUCAGUCAUCACCCCAUGGUGGAUUGUUACAGCAGCCCACUGUGUUUAUGAUUUGUACCUACCAGGAGCUUGGACUGUUCAUGUGGGUUUAGUAAUCCUGGAAGAAAGUCCUGUUAACCCAUACUUAGUGGACAAAAUUAUAUACCAUAAAAAUUAUAAGCCUAAAACAAUGAAGAAUGAUAUAGCAUUGAUUAAACUGGCUACUCCACUUGCACUAAAUGGUCUUGUAGAGCCAAUUUGCCUUCCUAAUUUUGGAGAACAUUUUCCAGAAGGGAAAAUGUGUUGGAUAUCAGGAUGGGGAGCGACAGAAGAAGGAGGUGAUACUUCAGAAACCAUGAAAUAUGCAGGUGUUCCUCUAAUUUCUAACAAAGUGUGCAAUCAUGGAGAGGUCUAUGGAGGAAUUGUAGCAUCAUCAAUGCUCUGUGCAGGUUAUUUAAAAGGAGGUAUAGACACGUGUCAGGAGAAAAGGCAGCCAUCAUGGCUCCCAUGAAGCUGGGACAGACGAGGCAACAAAGAAAUGUGCAGGAGUGGUGUAGAUGAACAAUGACUGGAGCUGGGUAAGAAGAUUCCUUUUUUAUUUAGACCCUAACUUUAAAAGAAAAAAGAAGAAGAAAAUCCAGGAAAAGAGACUCUUAAAACUAUUUCUUAAAGCGGCGAAUAACCAUAGAGAGAAAAAUUCUAGAUCUGAAAGAAAGGAACUAAGGUGAGAAAAUCUAAAGAUCUUUUAAAACAUAGAAAAUUGGACUUUUAACUGGGUAGGUGUUCUGGAAAGGCAUUAUAAAAUGUUGGAACUAUCUACUUGAAUAGCUGACUUUGCUCCCAUAAAUUGAAUUAAAUUUAGAUUAAUCAAUUUGUUACACUCAAAACAACGCUGAAACCUAAACUAAGGUUGCCAUCUACUGGUGAAUGGAAAAUAUUCCAUACCUCUACAAGCCUGCAAAAUUUUAGAUAAGAGAAAUAAACAACAUCCAUCUAGAGGACUGUGGUGAUACACACUGUACUAUAACUAUCUACUUUAUGAUUACUGGACGUUAUUGUGAGAAUAAGGAAGACCUUUAAGUAAAGUAAAGUGACUUUUGAUUUUUGGAAAGCUGCCUGGACUACUUAAUUAAUAAUCCUGAGGUGUAAAGAACUAUGGUUAUUGAACUUUCUGUGGAGCAACAUUGGAACUGAAUAUAUUGUUUUUGGACUAUUGAGUAAGAGCGGGACUUACCAAAAUAAGACAAGAUGCUCCUUCAGGGGAAAAUGAGUGAGAUUUCAAAAGAAAUGGUGUUGAUGUUUCAAAGCAUUAGGGAUACUAUGACAAAGAAUCACAGAGAGAUGAAGAACCUAGUACAAGGCAUAAAUGGAAAAAGAGAAAAUAUCUUACAACUGAUAAUGAAUGAAGAUCAAAGAGUCCAGGAAAGAGAUGAGACAACAGAAAGAAUGGAGGAAAAGAUAGAACAGACAAAUCAGCAAAUAAAGCAAGGAGAUGAGAAGAAGACAACAAAGUUAAUAAUGACUGAUGAAAUAAACCAAGGGAAAAGUACUUUAAGAGAUUUAAAAAUGGAAUAGGAUAAGCUGGAAGAUACUUUUGAAAGGGAGAUAGGGGCUUGGGUGAACACUCUGGAGACCUGGCAGCUUAAGGGGAUAGAGAUGGGAGAAAUAUUCAAACUGAAUGGUGAGGAAGCAGAUGUUGAUAAAGACAAAGAUCUAAGAGAGGAGUAUGGGAGGCAAGCUAAAAAACUAAUAAGAAUUGAAGUAUUAAAAUGGGCAAGAGAUGAUGGAUAGAAAGGAUUUUUUUUUCUAAUAUAAUGAUGGCCCGGUUAAAAACUAGAAUAGAGAUAGAAAUAAGAAUGUACACUUUUAUAUAAAGCAAUAGUUAGAUGGAAAGAUUGGAGGUUGAAAGAUGGUAUUAUUAUGUAUGUUUAAAUAAUAUGAUGAUCGGUACUAGAAUGGUAUAUUGAAACGUUGAACAACCAAAUAAUGAAGGACUAUGUCUUAAUAUAAACAUGUGUAUUAACACUAGGAUUAGUAAUGAUGGCCUGACUAGAAGCCAGAAUAGAGGUAGAAAUAAGAAACAGGGGGAAUAUUAGCAUAUAUAAUGUUUAUAUAAUAAGCAAUAACUAGAUAGAAAUACUAGAGGCUGGAAGAUGGCAUGCUCAAAUAAUAUCAUUGGCAUUAAAAUGGAACAUUGAAAUAUUGAAUGACUAUUUUAAAACAAACAUGUAUAUUACUACUAGGAUUACAUAAAUUUGAUUAAUAUAACAAAUAUUAUUAAUAUUAUUAUCGCUACUUGUAUCAAAAUGAAUUAUACCCAGAGGCCACACUGUUCAUGUAAGGAUAUUGAUGUAUGUUUAAAAAUAAAAAUCCAAUAAAACUUUUUUA
Messenger RNA from Pantherophis guttatus, 3227 nucleotides. Lineage: Eukaryota; Metazoa; Chordata; Lepidosauria; Squamata; Colubridae. The record is from RefSeq and is a predicted model, not a curated record.